Lolium rigidum is the source of this 561-nucleotide messenger RNA. Its product is annotated as ubiquitin-like protein 5. The transcript is spliced from 2 exons. Gene Ontology annotation, biological process: mRNA splicing, via spliceosome; protein modification process. Gene Ontology annotation, molecular function: protein tag activity; protein binding. The coding region runs from base 51 to 272 and encodes 73 amino acids. Gene Ontology annotation, cellular component: cytoplasm; nucleus. The record is from RefSeq and is a predicted model, not a curated record. Lineage: Eukaryota; Viridiplantae; Streptophyta; Magnoliopsida; Poales; Poaceae.
AGAAGAGCUAGGGUUUGGUCGAGAGGAGGCCGGCGGCCGAUCGAGCGAAGAUGAUCGAGGUGGUGCUCAACGACCGUCUGGGGAAGAAGGUGCGCGUCAAAUGCAACGAGGACGACACCAUCGGCGACCUCAAGAAGCUCGUGGCGGCGCAGACCGGGACCAGGCCCGAGAAGAUCCGCAUCCAGAAGUGGUACACCAUCUACAAGGACCACAUCACCCUCGGCGACUACGAGAUCCACGACGGAAUGGGACUCGAGCUCUACUACAACUAGCCGAUUCAAUCUCCCCAGCCCAUGUUGGUAUGCAUCCCCCUAGCCAUCCCUACGAUGAUGUCUUUGGUUGUGUUCCAGUCCCAGUGUGGUCAGAGUUCAUGUGUGAGCUAAAAAAGCUACUAGUACUAUGUAAGUAGUACAUGAUUGUACCCAUCAUGACUGUUGACAGCUUGAACUUUGUGUCCUAUUGUCACCCCGUGAAUGUAAUGCGCUGUUACUCUCAAGGCUAUAAAUAACGUAAACGGUGUUACUUGGAGUGUGAUAGUGGCUGCGCUACAUCAUGCUAUCA